ACAGGUGGGCUUAUCCCGAACAAUUUGACAGCCGUGCUGUAGAAAAAUGAAAACGAAAUGACAGGAGGGGAUUCGAUCAUUUGUUGAUGUAUGCGUGAGAAUUCCAAUGGCUGUUUUGGUUGAUGUGUCGUAGUGUGGGUGAAAAACUACGUAUCACAAUCGAAUCCCCUCCUGUCAUUCGUUCGUCCAAUAUGGCCUUCCCGCCAAACCUAUAAGCCCACCUAGUCCAUAUACCCACUUUGGUACCUUGUGUGGGAGCUGUUUUUUUGUGCAAGGCAAACAUAAACAAAUCAAACUGCCGGCUGGUUAUUGUUUUUCUUCGCACGUGUAUUAACAAUUUGUUCGAUUUUAUACCAUUUUUUUUGGCGAACAAUGUGCGCUGCCAAGCUAGUGCAGUACGUUAUCGUAAAUGGAGAAAUUGCAAAAAGCUGGCCAAAAGGCGCUCUCAUUGCUCAGUGUUGUCAUGCCGUUGCAGCCGUCGGGCACUUGUACGCUUCCGAUCCGGACACGGUAGAGUACUUUAAGGACCUGGACAAUAUGCAUAAAGUAGUGCUCGAGGCACCGGACGCGGGCAAACUCGUCAGCCUGGGCGAAGUGUUGCAGCAGAACGACGUGAAGCAUAAGGUGUGGGUUGAGCAGCCCGAAAAUCUACCAACCUGCAUUGCGCUAAAACCGUACCCCAAGGAGGAGGUUCAAAAGUACAUGAAGAAAUUUAAACUGCUUAGCUAGUAAGGGUCUGCAGUGCGGAGGAAAUAGACGGUAUGUUGUACUAUGGUUGUUUGUGUUACACCAUUUGCACCAUCGAACGGUUUGCUGGUGUGAUGGCAGGUGACACCUUCAAGUCCUUGGCAGUGCCCUGUACGCUAUCAUCCCUGAACCAUCGCCACAAAAAUCGAAACGGAUGAGCAAAGGAUCGAAUAAGAAGUCAACAAAAUCGGAUCCAAGA
This is a messenger RNA of Anopheles coluzzii, 946 nucleotides long. RefSeq names its product putative peptidyl-tRNA hydrolase PTRHD1. Lineage: Eukaryota; Metazoa; Arthropoda; Insecta; Diptera; Culicidae. The record is from RefSeq and is a predicted model, not a curated record. The coding region runs from base 373 to 729 and encodes 118 amino acids. Gene Ontology annotation, molecular function: peptidyl-tRNA hydrolase activity. The transcript has 2 exons.